AGCACCACCCAAAACAUUCAUAAGGACGGAACACCCGCAAUGCACACCCAGCUCCAACGCAAUCCUUAUUCGGAGCCCAUCGACAGCGAGUGUGCCGGCCGCCUCGCUUGAUUAUUGAACGACCCAUACCGUGACGCACGACCACGACGUAUCCGCACUCUACCUUCAGCCGCCGUCUAGCCACUGCACCUGCCCCUCCCAUUCAAGAUGCGCCUCUCAACCAUCCUCCCUCUCGCCUCCGCGGCGAUUCUCGCCUCGUCUGCCAUAGCGCGCCCUGUUUCCUACAUCGCCUUCCGCGACGACGCUGACCUUGCGGAGCGGGCUCUUGGCGAUCUGCAGGUACUCUUCGAUCGGGGUUACUUUGGCGAACAGCUAUCCGUACGCACGGAAGGCCCUCCACACCCAGGAACGUUCCCCCAACGGGGUGCUCACCGUGGCAUGGAUGGGCUGAAAGCUCACACAGCAGAGCGCGAAGACUGGCACGAGCGCGCUAGGGCGCAUGAGGCCGGACAAAAGGCGGCUAAGAAGGCGGCGAAGGCGGCUACGAAGGCGGCUAAGAAGGGGGGUAGCCAGCCUGCCGGUGCGCAGGGGGUUAGCCAGCCUGCAAGUGCACAGGGGAGUAGCCAGCCUGCACAGGGGAGCAGUCCUCACGUCAAGAAGGUGGGUAGCCGCCCAAAGGCUCAAAGUAAGAAGUGGGUGGCACCUAAGAGGGACUGAGAAGAGGGGCCGCGCGACGAAGUAGCAUGGGGAUCUGUAGUUAGUAGGACGAAGUCGGCAGUCUGCAGAGGGUCAAUGUAUCCGCGCUGACAGGGCGAUUCAUGUCCUGUCCACGAAUGGUAUAUACCGUCGCCCAUU
Messenger RNA from Fomitopsis serialis, 855 nucleotides. RefSeq lists its product as uncharacterized. The coding region runs from base 208 to 717 and encodes 169 amino acids. NCBI's taxonomy places the organism in Eukaryota, Fungi, Basidiomycota, Agaricomycetes, Polyporales, Fomitopsidaceae. The record is from RefSeq and is a predicted model, not a curated record. The transcript is spliced from 3 exons.